Messenger RNA from Ornithodoros turicata, 1134 nucleotides. RefSeq names its product juvenile hormone acid O-methyltransferase-like. The transcript has 3 exons. Gene Ontology annotation, molecular function: S-adenosylmethionine-dependent methyltransferase activity. NCBI's taxonomy places the organism in Eukaryota, Metazoa, Arthropoda, Arachnida, Ixodida, Argasidae. The record is from RefSeq and is a predicted model, not a curated record. The coding region runs from base 70 to 1005 and encodes 311 amino acids.
AAAUAAACCCGCGUCCCCAGUCUGACAACACCCCAGACCACUUGAGCUCUACGUCUGACGGUAGCCAUCAUGUCUACCACACUACUAACUGUCGAAACAACAGCAUCUGCAAAGUCCAGAAGUACGAGCAAGAACUCCAUUAACAGCGCCUGCAUUGAAGACCGCACCGUUGAAAGUGGUUACCUCUCGGCGUUACAAGAACGGCUAUUAGCGGAAUGUGCUAUACUGAGCCGCGACCGCGACUGGGAACAGGCGUUGGUCCUCGAGGUCGGCUGCGGUUGCGGAGACACGACAACCCAGCUCCGACUGCGCCUCUCGCCCUUGCUUAUCCGAGGUAUCUACGGGAUUGACAGUAAUUCAAACGCCAUCGAUUACGCAUUCAAUAACUACGCCGAUGAAAUGACAGAUUUCGCUGUGGCCGAUGUUGAAGACACGAGCACGUUUGAGCUCAAGUGGGGAGGCAUGUUCGACUGGAUUUUUUCGUCGCACGCGUUGUUGUUCGUCAAGGAUCAGUCGAAAGCCUUACAGAACCUGUUGUGGUGCUUACGACCUGGGGGUCGCUGUUUCUUCGCUGUGCCUGCAGCAAAACCAUCCGAUUUGCACUCUGCUGUCGUCAAGGUGUUGCAGUCGUCAACGUGGAAAAAAUACUUUGAAAGCAUACCAGAACUGCUGUCCGAUAUGGCAGACAAGAACUUCAACCGCUUGUGGUUCCACCAUGCGCAAGCGGACCGCAUCUAUUCGGCACUCUUGGAGCAGGUCGGCUACCAGGUGCUCAAGACGAAGCAGAUCGACUUCAAGUACGAUUUUGCAUCUGCAGCUGAGUACAAAGAAUGCCUGGAGAACGUGUUUUUGAAGCCCAUUCAGCUAAUUCCUACGGACAAGAGACCCGCUUUUCUCAAAGAGCUCAUCAAGGCAGCUUUGAAGAAACUCAAGAAGAACAAAGAUGGGACUUACACGUGGAACAUGAAGUAUGUUCUUGUGCUUGCCAGGAGGCCUACGCUGUAACAUCUGUAAUCACAUUUGUAUGACCAAAACAAAUUACCUGAAAUUGUGGUGGGAACACUCUCAUGUUCCAUUCUGCUACGUUGUGCCGGCAAUACGCAUGAAAUACAUUUUCACUUCAUGUGGAUGAAA